CCAACCUCGCUUCCUUCCACUCUCACUCUUCCUGCUAUAGCAGGUACAGACAUCUGGUCCGUACCAAGUCCAAAUCCAGAGCAGCAUUUCUCAGCUCCAUUCGCUUGUAUCACUAUCCCCAUUAGAUCAUUUCGAAGGAUUUGCGUCACGGUCUCGGCCGACUUCGACACAAACACCCAGCAAGGAGGACUUCUCUUUGUACUACCUCCUCUACAUGGGACGAAUCCGGCUGACGCUGGGCGAAGAUGGGUCACCGCAACUCUGGAGUACGAGCACUCUAGAAUGAACGCUAGCGUCGUUUCUUGCGAACGUUGGUCAGAUUGGAGUCUGCAUGCGUUGCCUAAUGACAAUAUAAAGGAGGUUACGCUGCAGAUGUACAGGAAGCAGGACCCAGACGGGAGUUUGGGGUCAAGGUUGGUAGUCUCGAUGCUGCGAGACGGAGAGUGGAGAAUUAUUAGGGAAAUUCUAUGGGCUUUCGAAGAGGACAGUGGAGAAGCCUGGGUAGGUGUACUCGCUAAUCAAGCUAUGGAUGAUACUGGCAAAGAUGCGAAAACUGUGUGCUUCACGGACUUG
Messenger RNA from Lindgomyces ingoldianus, 573 nucleotides. RefSeq lists its product as uncharacterized. Lineage: Eukaryota; Fungi; Ascomycota; Dothideomycetes; Pleosporales; Lindgomycetaceae. The annotation marks the transcript as partial. The transcript has a single exon. The record is from RefSeq and is a predicted model, not a curated record.